Messenger RNA from Sinocyclocheilus anshuiensis, 5856 nucleotides. Its product is annotated as sal-like protein 1. Gene Ontology annotation, cellular component: nucleus. The transcript is spliced from 3 exons. Gene Ontology annotation, biological process: regulation of transcription by RNA polymerase II. Gene Ontology annotation, molecular function: RNA polymerase II cis-regulatory region sequence-specific DNA binding; DNA-binding transcription factor activity, RNA polymerase II-specific. The record is from RefSeq and is a predicted model, not a curated record. Bases 834 to 4766 code for a protein of 1310 amino acids. NCBI's taxonomy places the organism in Eukaryota, Metazoa, Chordata, Actinopteri, Cypriniformes, Cyprinidae.
AUUUCUCACCGUUCUGCAUGGGCCCUUAAAGUUUGUUUGUUCGCUGAAUGCGGCGUGUGAUGAAAACGUGUUGAUCCCGUUUGGCAAUAAUCAGAUGAAUCUGAUUUGGGACAUUUGAUACAUUCUUUGGACUUUCGAGACACCGAUAGUUGCCAUUACGCACGAAACUCCGUUGACCGACCUACUUUGAACACCGUUGCCUUGAGGAAAGAACGACUUGCUUAGAAACGGUGCGCUUGCAAUCAUCCAGGGGCUGAAUUACAACAACUUUAAUGCCAAUCACAAACGAGGAUACGCGAUACGCUCGGAAACGUCAAGCUACGGAAAAGGCUUUGGGAGACCUUUGGCGGAGAGUUUGGCUAUCCGGACACUUUUUGGUGAAUUGCAACUUUUGAGCACCAGUUUGAUGCCCAGAAAGAUCAAAAGGUACGGUUGGUCUUUCGAAAGAGAAAUUUACAUUCCUGUAGUGGCCAAGUUAAGCUCUAACGUAGCCACCAGAUGGUUGCUAAGAAGGGUUAAACUGUAUCUAAAGGGAGUUGGAAAAUCCAGCCUUUCUUCCACACGGAUCAACUCAUUGGGUGGGAGCAGCAAGAGAGACAAGAGUCCCCAGCAAAUCAGCGGCUAAUUGAUUAAAGAGACUUCAUUUGAAUAGGGGGCUGGCAAGGUGCCAAACGCCUUUCAGAGGUCCCCAUCCACCCCCUCCCAUGAUUAAUCGCGAGGCAUUAUUGAUAAUCAUAACAGGACACAUGCGCGGUGGAUGGGCUCGAUUUUCGUAAUUUUGAGCAGAUUUGAUAGUAAUUUUUUAUUCUUUCGUGGCUGAUGCGUGAGCCAGCAUGUCGCGGAGGAAACAAGCUAAACCGCAGCAUUUCCAGUCCGACGCGCAGCUGGUCCUAACCGAGCACAAUGGGGACGCAGAGACCAACCCGGACGACUCCCCCUGUAAAGACUCGGGCGCCCAUGUCUGCAGCAGAUGUUGCGCAGAGUUCUUUGAACUAUCGGAUCUUGAACAACACCAGAAGAAUUGCACUAAGAAUCAAUUAGUUCUAAUUGUGAAUGAAAAUCCAGUGUCUCCUUCCGGAACCUUCUCCCCAGGCUCCUCUCCUCAUAAUCCUGAUGAGCAGAUGAAUGAUACAACUAAUAACACAGAUCAAGCAGAGUUGACUGACCUUUUGGAGCAGAACGUACUUGACAAAGAGGAAGCCAUGGACACUGAGAUGUCAGGAGUCUCUGCACCUCAUAAUGAUGGAAGUGGAUGUAUGGCAGGUGGCAGCCCACUCAGUGGUGUUGGAAGCAGCCAUGGAGCUCUGGGCAGCACUGGGUCCAAUCUGGGGAACUCUGUCAUCUCUGCCAUCUCUGCCUCACUACCUCAGCUGGGUAACUUGACUGAGCUGGGCAAUUUUUCCAAGAUCAACAGCAACGUCAUUAUUGAAAACCUACAAAGCACCAAAGUGGCUGUUGCCCAGUUUUCUCAAGAGACCAGAGGAGCAGGAGGGCAAAGGGUGGCUGUGCCAGCCCUCAUGGAGCAGCUUUUGGCCCUACAGCAGCAACAGAUCCAUCAGCUACAGCUCAUCGAGCAGAUUCGUCACCAGAUUCUUCUGCUAGCCUCACAGUCACCUGAGCUCCAAGCACCGCCUAAUUCUUCCCAUGUGACUUUAGGUUCAGGUACUAGCCCACUAACCACUCUUAGUUCCCAUUUGUCUCAACAGUUGGCAGCUGCUGCAGGGUUAGCACAGAGCAUAGCUAGCCAGUCUGCAAGCAUUAGCAGUUUGAAACAGAUGGCUAAUGUUGUGCAGCUACCUCAGAACAAUUCCAGUGUGGGAGAGUCAUCUCAAAACCUUGGAGCACCAGGGCCAGUUACAGUUAAUGCCCAACCUUCAGACAAAAGGCCAGGUAAUGCAGGAAGCUUGCAUCCACAGUUAGGAAAUCCAUCAAUUGCAAAGUCAUCCACACCAGCCUUUGCAAUGGGAAGCCUUUUGAAUCCUGUGGCUAAUAACCUUCUACCUCAGCCCCCACCAGGCAACCCAAUAUUUUCCAGUGCACUGCCCAGUGUCGGUACUACAGUUGAGGAUCUCAACUCACUGGCUGCACUUGCUCAGCAAAGAAAAGGCAAGCCACCUAAUGUCUCUUCUUUUGAACCGAAGAGUAGCUCUGAGGAUACAUUUUUCAAGCAUAAGUGCAGGUUUUGUGGCAAGGUGUUUGGUAGUGACAGUGCUUUGCAGAUUCACUUACGUUCUCACACAGGUGAGAGACCAUACAAAUGCAACAUAUGUGGCAACCGGUUUUCCACCCGUGGUAACUUGAAAGUUCAUUUUCAGCGUCAUAAAGAGAAGUAUCCACACAUUCAUAUGAACCCAUAUCCUGUCCCAGAGCAUCUAGACAAUAUUCCUACGAGUACUGGCAUUCCCUAUGGUAUGUCUAUGCCUCCUGAGAAGCCAGUGACUAGCUGGCUGGAUAGUAAACCUGUUCUGUCGACUCUGACAUCUUCUGUUGGCAUGUUACUUCCACCAACUAUACCAAGCCUGCCUCCAUUCAUCAAGAAGGAAGAUAAUAGCUCAGUGGCUAUAAGCAGCCCUUCUCAUUCUGCUAAAAGCGACUCAGGUUCUGCUGAUGCACCCAUGAAGAACACAGAUAGUGUGUUGGAAGAAGGUGAGAGCACAAUCCUGCCUACCUCAAAUGAAAAAGUUGAAGAAAUCAACCGUUCAUCCAGUUUAACGACAAACAUGAGCUCUACGGUGGAGGGUACCAUUGAGUACACCACCUCCAACAGCCCUCCAAUGGCCACUAACCCACUCAUGCCCCUGAUGUCAGAACAGUUCAAAGCUAAGUUUCCUUUUGGGGGUCUCCUUGAUCCUCUCCAAGGUUCAGAAACAUCUAAGCUUCAGCAACUCGUUGAGAACAUCGACAGGAAAGUGACAGACCCUAAUGAGUGUGUUAUCUGCCACCGUGUUCUUAGUUGCCAGAGUGCACUCAAAAUGCACUACCGCAUACACACCGGGGAGAGGCCUUUCAAAUGUAAAGUGUGUGGCCGUGCCUUCACCACCAAGGGCAACCUCAAGACUCAUUACAGUGUCCAUCGAGCUAUGCCGCCACUGAGGGUCCAGCAUUCUUGUCCUAUUUGUCAGAAGAAGUUCACGAAUGCUGUUGUACUUCAGCAGCACAUUCGCAUGCACAUGGGUGGACAGAUCCCUAACACCCCUCUUCCUGACAACUAUCCAGAAUCCAUGGGAUCCGAUGCUGGUUCAUUUGAUGAGAGAAACUUUGAUGAUCUGGACAACUUCUCCGAUGAAAACAUGGAAGGAAUUGAUGAUGGACCAGACAGCAGCAUUCCAGACACACCAAAGUCAGCUGAUGCAUCUCAAGACAGCCUCUGUUCAUCCCCUACUCCACAAGAGUCAUUAGGCGUGGAGAGCCAGGAGAAGAGGGCCAACCAGGGAGCUGAAGAUGAAGUGUACUUUGAUCAAGGAAAGUCAGUGGAGAACGGAGUAAUGGAAGGAGACAGACUCACAAAUGACUCCUCUUCACUUGGAGGCGACAUCGAAAGCCAAAGUGCCGGAAGUCCAGCUGUCUCUGAAUCUACCUCUUCCAUGCAAGCUCCAUCACCCUCUAAUGGUACUAUCCAACAGCAAAAGUCUCCUAGUCUGGAGGAUCGGCAGCAGAGGGCAUUGUCAUUAGACCACAUUAGAGUGGGUCUCAUGCAGUCUCAUUCUGCCAGUCCUGGAGCUCUGGAUCUUACUUCAAUUGACUCAUCAAAAGAUCCUCUUAGUAUGCUUUUCCCCUUCCGUGAUCGAGGCAUCUUGAAGAAUACAGCAUGUGACAUUUGUGGCAAAACAUUUGCCUGCCAGAGUGCCUUGGACAUCCAUUACCGAAGCCAUACCAAAGAGAGACCGUUCAUUUGCACAGUAUGCAUCCGGGGCUUUUCCACCAAGGGGAACUUGAAGCAACAUGUGCUGACCCACCAGAUGCGAGAUUUGCCCUCCCAGCUCUUUGAGCCUAACACCAGUCUUGCCUCCAGCCCAACUCCAUCCCUUCUGUCUGUUGGACCCUUGUCCUCUAUGAUGAAUACUGAGGUCAACGGCUUUCUGCAUGGUCUUCUACCUGAAGUAAAAGACUUGACCUCAGCACUGGUGACCUCAUCUGCUUCCACCUCUCCAGUACUUUCGGCUGCCCCACCACGGAGGACGCCUAAGCAGCACUACUGUACCACUUGUGGGAAGACAUUUUCCUCCUCCAGUGCCCUGCAAAUCCAUGAGAGAACCCAUACGGGAGAAAAGCCCUUUGCUUGCACCAUCUGUGGACGGGCAUUUACCACCAAAGGAAAUCUCAAGGUACAUAUGGGUACCCACAUGUGGAACAGUGCUCCUGCACGGCGUGGUCGCAGGCUUUCAGUAGAUGGUCCCAUCGCUUUCCUUGGCACCAACCAUGUUAAGUUCCCUGAGCUCUUUCAAAAGGACUUAACUGGUAGGGCUGGAAACGGAGACCCAACAAGCUUCUGGAAUCAGUAUGCUGCUGCUUUCUCUAAUGGCCUGGCCAUGAAGACCAACGAGAUCUCUGUAAUCCAGAAUGGAGGCCUGCCCCCUCAACUGUCGGGGAGUGUAGGCAAUGGGGGCAGUUCUCCGAUCGGAGGUUUGACAGGCAGCAUGGAAAAGCUGCAUAACUCUGAGCCCAAUUCUGCUCUGGCUGGCCUAGAAAAAAUGGCCAACACCGAGAAUGGGACUCACUUCCGCUUCACACGCUUCAUGGAGGACAAGGAGAUAGUGACCAACUAGAGAAUCAUUUUUGUUGCGCUCAUGAACAAAAAUACACUCUUUAACUGGCACACACACAUGCUCCAGUAUAUGCGUCCAUGAAAGAAAGAAUGAAAAGCAAGAAAAAAACUUUCAGCUUUUGCUUGCCAUUAAGACUUUAUGAAGAGGAGUUUGAAAAGAACUUGCUUUUUUGUACAAUGUACAACAUGUUAUAGUUUUAUGGAGCUUAUUUAUUAGUGAUUAUAACCUUGCUCGAAAAACCAAGUGGAAAUAUUAACAGUUACUUAGUUUUUAUGUUAUUUUAUGUUUUAUCAACAGAGUGAAUCUGUAUGAGUGUUUUAAAGUGUGCUUUUGAAACUUAGCUUUUCUUGGUAGAAGACUUCACCAUGGCAUUAAAUUAUUUUCUAUCUGUAAUAUGUGUUAACAAAACUUGAUGUUCAUGUAAUGAUUUAGAGCUUAAACAGUGCAACGUAAGGCUGUAAAUACUGUACACUUAUCUGUGCUAGAUGGUUUACAAGCUGUGUAGAAACUUUCCUCUGAGAAAUAUCAACAUUUCAUAAAUCCAGGGACAUAGGUUAGUCCUUUUCCCUCUGUCUUAGAAGUUUAAAAAGAACAAAAAAGUAAAAAAAAAAAAAAAAGGUUUUCACCUCAGCUGUUUAUUUAGACCUUCUUCACUUAGUUUUUUUUACUACAUUCAGUUCUCACUCUUUAUUUGUGCUUAUAGGAUGCAAAGCAUAAACGGUUAUUAGAUAACAACAUGAAGAGGUCCACACACUUAAAGGGAGGGGAAAAUGCAUUGUGUGAUCUUUGAGGUUUUGCUGGGCUUUCAAACUGCUGCUAGGUAGCUACUAGCGUCUUUGACAUCUACUACAGGUCAUGUGUUGACGCGCCCUAUAAGUAUUUUUUUCGGAUGUGGAGCAACAAAUUCCUUUACAGCAAUUGUACAUAGUCUUACUCGAAGACAAGGUCCAUCUCGGCCAGGGGACAAAUGAUGAUAGUGUUUUUAUAAAUAUUAUAUAAAUAUAUAUAUAUGGACUGUUACAUGCACUUUCUUGAAAAGUUGGAAGAUCUUUUAGGGCCCAGUUUCUCUACAGUUUAUUACCUACUAACA